Messenger RNA from Monascus purpureus, 1711 nucleotides. Lineage: Eukaryota; Fungi; Ascomycota; Eurotiomycetes; Eurotiales; Aspergillaceae. The record is from the annotation of a GenBank genome assembly.
CGCCUACUCAGAUUCCGUACAUUCGACUUUCCAAGUUCAAGAAAAAAUACAGAGAGUAUGGCGCCUGACAAGAAAGAGAAGAAGCGCAAGGCCGCAACCGCGGUCAGCGAUGCUCCUGCGAAGAAAUCGAAGAAGGUCGAAGUCGUUGCGGAGGAGACUGCGAAAAAGACACCCAAAUCCAUUCUGAAGAAGAAGAACAAGGCAGCCUCUUCUGAGGAUACAAGGGAGGAUGUUUCUUCCGCCUCGUUGAAGCUCAAUGGCGAGCCAGCAAGACAGGUUAAGCCUCGCAAGCGCGCUGCUGACUUCCUCAGUGAUGAUGAAGACACGGAUAUCAAGGAGGCUCCUGUGGAGGAAAAGAAGAAGACCGAGAAGGCUAUUUCCGGUGGUAAGAAGGCCAAGAAGGAUGACAAGGCAUCCAGCGCUGCUCUGAAGGAGCAGGCUGCAAAGGCCGAGAAAGGCAAGAACAAAGCCAAUGGGAAAGACAAGAAGGCAGACGAAGUUGUCGAAAAGGAUGACGAGUCUCUCUCGGGUUCUGAAUCGGAUGAAGAUGGGGCCGAGGAUGACCAGACCGUUGCACUCCUCAAGGGCUUCGAGAGCAGCGGCGACGAAGACGAUUCCGAGGAUGAAGGAUACGAUCCGAGUCAACCAGUGCCCAACAUCCCGGACUCCAAGAAGGUCAAGCGCAAACUUUUGAAGAAGCAGAAAAAAUCGGAUGGAGCAGUCGAACAGCCCGGCACCGUAUACAUUGGACGUAUCCCCCAUGGUUUCUACGAACACCAGAUGCGCGCUUAUUUCUCCCAAUUCGGUGACAUUACCCGUCUUCGUCUCUCCCGUAACCGCGUGACUGGCCGCUCCAAGCAUUACGCUUUCAUCGAAUUUGCUUCGACCUCCGUCGCCAAGAUCGUUGCGGAGACCAUGGAUAACUAUUUGAUGUACGGCCACAUUCUCAAGUGCAAGUUCGUGCCUCAGGAACAAGUUCACCCCGAGCUUUGGAAGGGAGCCGAUCGACGAUUCAAGAAAACUCCUUGGAACCGGAUUGAGAAGAAGCGACUUGAUGCAGGCAAAACUCGCGACAAAUGGUCGAAGAGCAUUUCACAAGAACAGAAGAGGCGAAAUGCCAAGGUCGAGAAAUUGAAGGAAGUACUGGGAUACGAAUUCGAUCUUCCCAAGUUGACACAUGUCAACGAACUCCCUGCUAAGGAGACCAAGGAGAUCGAGGCAGCCCAGUCGGCACCAGAGGAAUUCGUGAAAGCUGUCGAAGCCCCGCCAAAGGAGACUGGUAAAGAAAAGGAGCCCGACGAUACUCCGAAGGAGUCCAAGAAGGACAAGAAAUCCAAGAAGGCCAAGGAUGAUAAAAAGGAGAGAAAGGCCAGCAAAACAGGCGAACAGGGCACGCCCAAGGAGGAGGGAGCCAAGAAGGUGAUUGCGAAGGAGACCACAGAGUCCAAAGCGGCGCCGGCGAAUGAAGCCGAAGGGAAAACCAAGAAGGUUGAAAAGCCCAAGAAUAAGAAGAACAGGGUUAAGGCAUAGGAUUGUGGUUGAUGACCGUUUACUACCUGCAACAAUCGGGACUUUCUUUGUUCAAUUCUUACCUCCCGUAUGCGUAUUGUUAUCAUAGUAUUGGUUCUUAUAGGCGAUUUGAAGGCUUCUAAAAUUGUACAGUGUACUUAUAGACACUCAGUCUUACAAUCAGAAUUUGCAUGCAAUUCUA